Molecule: messenger RNA, 4085 nt
Organism: Polyodon spathula (Mississippi paddlefish)
Lineage: Eukaryota; Metazoa; Chordata; Actinopteri; Acipenseriformes; Polyodontidae
Product: chondroitin sulfate glucuronyltransferase-like
Exons: 5
Coding region: 1453-3750 (765 amino acids)
Cellular component (GO): Golgi cisterna membrane
Molecular function (GO): glucuronosyl-N-acetylgalactosaminyl-proteoglycan 4-beta-N-acetylgalactosaminyltransferase activity
Source: RefSeq, a predicted model, not a curated record
CCAUUACCUUAAAUGUUUUUUGUUGAAACAAUGUCAGUUUCACCACAGAUAGAGUGCGUGGUGGAUUCGUUUUCACCAGCAGUUAUGUAGACCAUAUAAAAGUACACAUGCCAAUAUGUUGGCUAUUCCAACCUCAAUAAUGUAAUCAUACAGUUAACAUAAAUAGAAAAAAGCAGUGUGACGCCAUUCUAAUUUGUGUCUGUAACGCUACAAAUUUCACACGAGAUCUAAAAUCGAAAUUCAUUACAUUGUUGUGCUUUGCCUUGUCUUUAAAACAUAUAUCGGUAUGUUAAUUUAUAGAUCCGUUUAUGUUUAUUAAAAGCAAAAAACAUUACAAAAAGGCUGAUAUGCAAUACCCUGUCCGGGCAAGUCCUGGUCAGUACUGAGGAUGUGAUGCGGAAAAUGGUUUUACUCAGUAGGGGUCGCGCUACCCCCACUCUUAGGCCCUGUCCACACUAUACCUUUAAACCGUUUUAGUUACCUGUAAAUCGGUCUAAAAGUGCUAAAUGUACAGUAUAAUAUUGCACUGGAGACCACCUCAAGGGAAAAAAUACAGUGUAUGGUUGGAUACUAUGAAUUUCCACUGUUCAUUGCGCUGCUAGGUGCUGUAACCGAACUUUUAGUGUGUGUACGCAUUAAUGAAACGGCAAUUCAAUGUGGACGCUUUGUUGAGCUGGAUUAGUUAGAAUGGUUUUGAGUACGGUUCUCGAGAUCGGUUAUGUUGCCAGUGGUUAAAUAUUUAUCAAUAUUUGAUUUUACUAGUAUCCAGCUAACCAACUGCUGUUGGAUUUACAUAGCCCACCGAUCAGCUUACUCCCAAAUGUGCUUACUGCAUGAAAAACAAUGAUCCUAAAGACUAACCGCGCUCAGUAUAAUAAGGGCUUUAUCUUAUGAGUGCUGGUCUGAAUUGUAAAUUCAAAUACACAUAUACAAAUUCAAAUUCUUAUUGUAUCUGUUCAGCUGCCAGCCGCACAUUCCUCUUAACACCUGCCCGUUAUCCCCAUUGAUUUAUAACCGUAACCCACACAUACAAGUAUAGGUUUAAAUAUACUGAACAUCCGUUAUAACAAUGCCAUCUUACAGGAUGCCAAAAAAAAAAAGAAAAGACGUGUCAGUUAGCGAUGUGAAAAGGCCUUUUUUCAGUUAUGGUGUUAAACCGUUGGCAACUGUCAUGUAAUAUUUAAUUGUGUUUGUAUUAUUAUUGAAUUUUUUUCCAGUAAAAUAUUCAGUGAAUGUACAAAUGCAGAGUAACAGAUUUUGAAUAUGAUUUAAAACCUGGAACUGUGUUCGCUUCUUUUGUUUCCUCCCGGGGGUUCCAUGACAUCAACACUUUCAUGUAGAGCCUGCAAGCAACCACAGUCUGAUGUGUACCAAGGCAGGGGAGGAAGUAGAAAGGGAAAGUACAUCAUAUACUGUAUAUAAUCUGCUGUCAUAGCAAGCACAGUGUAUGCCAUGCGUCUGUCCUCCCUCCUGGCCUUAUUCAGGCCUGCACUUCCUUUAAUCCUGGGGCUUUCCUUGGGGUGCAGCCUCAGUCUGCUGACCGUGUCCUGGACACAGGGGGACACUGAUGAACCCUGUGGGGAUGGGCUUGUAAAUGGAGGGCUGUUUGCUGGAAACCAGGGACACAACACUAAAGGUGGCAACGAGGCAGGUGGAGAGAAUGAAGAUUUCCAGCCACACAUUGUUCCUUAUUACAGGGACCCCAACAAACUGCACAAAAAGGUCUUUAGGACGCGGUACAUCCACACAGAGCUGGGUAUACGAGAGCGCCUUCUAGUGGGAAUCCUGACAUCACGGGCCACGCUGACCACGCUGGCAGUGGCGGUGAACCGCACGGUGGCACACUACUUCCACAAGACCUUCUUUUUUACAGGGGUUCGGAGCCCCAAGAUACCCCACGGCAUGCAGGUGGUGGCUCACGGGGACGAUCGGCCUGUCUGGCUGAUGUAUGAAACGGUGCGCUACCUCCACCAGCACUUCGGGGGAGACUAUGACUGGUUCUACCUGGCGCAGGACGACACUUACACGCAGGCAGAGCGGCUAAGCCAGCUGGUGAGCCAUCUCAGCGCCGGGCAGGACCUGUACCUGGGACGCGCUGAGGAGUUCAUUGGUGGAGACGAGCACGCCCGCUACUGCCACGGAGGCUAUGGCUACCUGCUGUCCCGCAGCCUACUGGCCCGCCUGCAGCCGCACCUGGACACCUGCCGUAACGACAUCCUGAGUGUGCGGCCCGACGAGUGGCUCGGCCGCUGCAUCAUCGACUCCCUGGGGCUGAGCUGUGUGGAGGUGCACCAGGAGAUGCAGUAUCGGUAUUUUGAGCUUGGGAAGAACGCUGACCCUGAACGCGAGGACAGUGCUGCAUUUAAAAACGCCUUCACAGUCCAUCCCGUCUCCGACCCCACGCUGAUGUAUCGGCUGCACAAGCGCUUCAGUCAGAUCGAGCUUGAGAGGACCAACCUUCAGAUCCAGCAACUACAGCUCCAGAUCGGUAACCUCAGUUCGUUGACACCAGAGGGGAAGGCAGGGACCACCUGGCCCAUUGGCAUCAACUCUCCCUUCAAGCCCAAAACCCGUUUUGAGGUGAUUAACUGGGAGUACUUCACAGAGGAACACAUCUACCCCUGCAUCGAUGGGGCUCCCAAGUGUGAACUACGGGGGGCAGACCAGGCAGAUGUAAGUGAUGUGGUGGAGACGGCUGUGAAGAGGCUGAACGAGCACUACCAGCCCGUCCUGCGCUUUCGCAAGCAGCGUCUGCUAAAUGGCUACCGGCGCUUCGACCCCACACGGGGCAUGGAGUACACCCUGGACUUGGCCCUGGAGGCCUUCACUCAGAAGGGACACAGCCAGGUGAUAGCCAAACGGGUGGGCCUCUUGCGGCCGCUUAGCUCCAUCGAGAUCAUCCCCAUGCCCUACGUGACAGAGGCCACCAGGGUGCAGGUCAUCCUUCCUGUCACGGCCCACGAGCAAGACUACGUGGGUAACUUCCUGGACAUGUACGUGAUGAAUGCUCUGGACACCCAUGACAAUGUGCUCCUGACCUUCCUCUUCAUCUACGAACCCUUCGAUGCCCAGAUGGUCAGCCAGAAUGAUGUCUUUGCUGGGAUCAAGUCCAUGAUUGGCGAGGUGGAGAAACGAUAUGCAGAUGUCAAGAUCCUCUGGAUCAGCGUCAAGACUGAGGUCCCCUCUCAGGUCAAACUGAUGGACAUCAUUUCCAAGAAGCACCCCGUUGACACUCUGUUCUUUCUGGCUAGUGUCUGGACAGAAGUCAACACCGACUUCCUCAACAGGUGCCGGAUGAACGCAAUCAGCAACUGGCAGGUCUUCUUCCCUAUCCACUUCCAGGAGUACAGCCCAGCCAUCGUGUAUCGUGACCAACAGCCCUCUGUUGCUUCCUCCUCGGCCGCCGAGUCGCUGAAGGAUGGCCAUUUUGACCGCUACGUCUUUGAAGAGGCCUGCUUCUACAACGCAGACUACAUGGCUGCACGCACCAAGAUGGCGGCCGACAUCCUGGACAACGAUGAGAUGUUGGAAAGCAUGGAUGUCUACGAGAUGUUCAUUCACUACUCCAGUCUACACGUCUUCCGUGCUGUUGAGCCUGCUCUGAUGCAGAAGUACAUCCGCAGAACGUGCAAUCCUCGCUUCAGUGAGGACAUCUACCACCGCUGCGUGCUGAGCAACCUGGAGGGGCUGGCCUCCCGAUCACACUUGGCUAUGGCCCUGUUUGAACAGGAGCAGGCCAACAGCACUUAAAGCAACUCUGUACGGGCACGCCGCCACACAUUUGCAACUCCAGCAUAUUAAAUUCAAUAACUGAACACUUUUGAAACUGGAUGGACCUGUUACUAAUAAGAUUAGGAAACCCUGGUCUUACUGCUCAACCCUGGUCUAAACUGGAAAGCAAAAGAGAAGUACAUACUCCCAGGGUUCUCCCCAGGAAUUCUGUACAGCCGGACGGCAGAGCGUUAUACCCAAGAGCACUUUUAACGGAAAAAUUACCAUAAGUAUAUUAUCCGACAAAGAAUUUGAAUAACGUGUGCGUUUCAUUGACUAUAUCUGGUUGCUUUUUUACUUUUUACUUUUUAUUA